Messenger RNA from Phytophthora sojae, 3846 nucleotides. RefSeq lists its product as hypothetical. The transcript has 5 exons. Gene Ontology annotation, molecular function: protein binding. The record is from RefSeq and is a predicted model, not a curated record. The annotation marks the transcript as partial. Lineage: Eukaryota; Oomycota; Peronosporomycetes; Peronosporales; Peronosporaceae.
AUGCUCUACAUGUCCCGCAUGAAGCGGAGCUUCCAGGCCAUGGCCUCCAGCGGCGGCAAGAAGCUCGACUUCAGCUUCUCCGGUGAAGUCGCGCGGACCGAGGGGCGCAACGUACUGAAAGACGGCGUGUCCGAUGCCUUCGCUGUAGCGGGGGGAAGUGGCAAGCAAGGUGGACCGCGUCGUAGCGCCUCCACGGUAAUACUUGCCAGUCCGAGCGAAGAAGAGGGCGAGCCUGGAUCCACCCUCACUAGUGUGCAGCGCAGGCAGCAGCAACGCUGUUCGCUAACGCUCAGCAACUGGAGCUUUAACCCGGAGAAUGCUCGGCUCAUGGUAGAGGAGAACGUCGUGGAGGCUCUCAUUCGACUCUGCAAAGACGGAGACAAGACGACGCGACUCAACUGCGUCACGACGUUCAUGAACCUAUCGCAUCUCUGCGAGCUGCGCCGAGUGAUCGUGCAGCAAGGCGCAGUCAAGACGGUAGCGGAGAUUGUGAACGACACGGAAGACAAGACCAUUCGAACGGCGUGUGCCAUCACACUGUGCAACUUGUGCUCGUUGCAAGGCGAGGAGGGGCUCUUGGUGGAGGACGGGGCUGUGAGUGCGCUCUCGACGCUCAUCAACGAACACGAGAAGGUCUCUCACAUCUGCCGCUGUGCACUCUUCAACCUCACGUGCGUCUCGCAGUCGUACCACAAGAUCGAGAGCGUGCUCAAAGCCUUCAUCGCACUCACGUCGACACGAAAUGGGGGUAUUAACAUGAGCGGCUUUGCUGGUAAAACGGAGGAGGAAUACGACGACAUCACUGCGAAGGCGUUGUGCAAUCUGUCCAAUCUCAAGCGCAUUCGACUGCGUCUCAUGGAAGAGGGCAUCGUCAGCGCCAUCACGUCACUGCUCCACCCGAAUAUCCCGUUGAUUCAAGAGCUUUUAGCGCACAUUUUGCUCAACCUAUCGAGACUCCCAGCCUGCCGGAACGAGAUGGUCGCCAAAGGCUGCAUGGGCACCUUAGUGGCGUUAUCAGGUGCGUCCAGCGCCAUCAUUACCAAGUGUUUGAUCGGAAUUACUAUCUGGAAUCUCAGUAAAGACCCCGGCAACGCGAUUCGGAUGGUAUCGGAAGGUCUGCUGCCGCUUGAUCUGCUCCAGGUUUGUGCUCGGACACUCUUCAACGUGUCGUGCUGUGAAGACUCCCGUGUCAAACUGGUCGAGCGCGAUGCAGUGAAUACUCUGUCGUCUUUAUCCCGACGCGCUACUGGAGACGACGCCAAGCAAAUGUGCACGCUGGCGCUCUGCAAUCUUCUCAGUGUGCAGAAGGCUGCGGCGGACAUUGUCACUGCCGGGGCGAUCACCUCUCUGAUCCAACUCAGCAUGGCACCGGCGCAGUCCUUCGAGAGAAGAAACCUGUUCUCGAAGGCCCUUCAUGGACUCUGCGAGAAAGCGGCUACUCGAGCUGCAGUGACGGAGGCGGGGGUGGUCCCUGCGCUCCUCUUUCUCUCCAGUAUUGAUGAGCUAGAUGCUGAGUCGCCCUCCAUUUGCUCGGAAUCUGCUGGUCUGUUGAGCGAGAUCCGCGCGCGAUGCACUGCAGCGUUUGCCAGCCUUGCGGCGGAUUCUCAUACAGCAGCUCAUGUCUGUAAUGCGGCGGUGGUGCAAUGCGUGACGCGGAUUUUGACCCUGGAGCACUCCAAUGUUGCAAUCGAGCGCUUCUGUUGCUCGUGCUUGAGUCUGCUGUGCCGGGACGAGCAGUGUUCGCUCAUUAUGGUCGAAGUGGGCGCGAUCGAGAUGGUGCUAGCGACUUGUGUGGAGUCGCACGACCAGGUGAGCAAAGCUUCCUGUUGCCACGUGCUCGCCAGCGUAUCCUGUCAUCCGAGCUGUUGCAUUGCCCUCGUACGCAUGGGCGUCAUCUCCGUGCUGGCGACACUAGCCAAGAUCAAAGAGGACGCCACCAUCCAACGCUGCUGUGCUAUCACACUCGCAAAUUUAUCCGUAGAACCCGAAAUUCGGGGAACUUUGGCGUCCGCAGGUAUUGUGGCGAUUGUAGCGGUGCUCAGCAACUCGUACAGCGAAGACAGCCAACGCGACUGUGCCAAGGUGCUCUGCAACUUAUCGUGCAUUCGCGGCAAUGAAGCCGUGCUCGUUGGCGAAGGUGCAGUGGGGGUGUUGAUGAUGAUCAGUAUGGUUCGAGCUGUCAGCGUCUCGACGAAAGAGACGUGUAUCCGGGCCUUGUUGAACCUGUUGAAUGCGGAGACGAUGAAGAACAUGGUCAAGGAGGGGCUGGUCAAGAUCUUGUCCGUUUACGCUGGCUUGGCCUCGAAGCAAGUCGCAACUCUCGUCACCAUUAUCUUUGGGAAGUUGCUGGCUCACCCGGUGGGAAGGAAUGCGCUUUGCACUGAGCGUUCAUCUCUCCAUGCGCUCUUCCAGUUAAUGGCGUACGAUCCAGCGCUGCCCCGUUCGGAUGCCGACGAGAGGCGGCUGGCAUCGCUACACGAGACGUUGCUGAGUGAACUCGUGUAUUACGAAAAUUCACGAGUGCUAAGUGUCCAAACAGGAAUUUUGGACGCGCUUCACCGGAUUUCAAUGUACGAAGACCAUUACGCGGAAGUCCACGAGCACAGUCACGCCCACAACCACUGCAGUAGCCACUGCGCGGAGAAGACACUCGCACUGGUGUUCUUCACGCUCGCAAAAAAUGAGGAUAGCCGCAUGGCGGUGGCGUCGUCGGCGAAUUUGGCAACUUUAUUGAAAUUCCUGGAUCUGCACACUGCUAAAGACGACUGUGAUGCAUCCGAGUGCGCUGUGUACGCUGCUGCGGCGUUGUGUUGGCUCGGGUGGCACGAAGAUACGCGGCGGUUCUUGCAGAGCGCAGAGAUCCCGUGUGCAUUAACGCAAAUGCUGCAAAUUCAUGUCAGCAGAAGUGGUGGGAAUGCGAGUGAGGACAAGGACGAUCUGUUAACGUAUUCCUCUCAAGCCAUCAAGACCUGCGUCCUAACGCUCUGCUGCUUGACGCACAACGCAGAGCUGCUGGAAGUCAUGCUGAGGGAGAACGUUUUUGUCGCGCUGGUGUGCAUCCUGUUCCGACAGCUCAGUCACAUUCCCGGGUUCGCUUCAGCGAUGAGUGAACAACCUGGUCCAAUUCUCGAGCUGUUCUGCAACCUCGUCCGUCACGUUGCAGCCAAGCAAGACGUUAACUCAAGUCUAGACUGCGCAGACGCGCUGUGCACCAUAGUGCCCUCUCCCUUCCUCGUGGACAGCAGCGUUCUCAGAGCCAUCGAGUCACUUAUGAGUGACGAACAGCUACCGGAGACACGUUGGCGUUGUGCUUCCAGCUUGUGGGCGCUGUCGUCGGUGCCCGAGUAUCGACUGCAGUUAGUCGAGUUGGGCGUCACCCCUAUGUUGGUCAACGAAUCGUAUCGUGCGGCCAGACUCUCUUCGUUGAACACGCUCCAAUGCUGCGCUGGAGCUCUGUGCAACCUCACCAUCGUCCCGGAGGAGAAAAACUCGGCCAAAAUGGUGGACGAAGGGGCCAUGCCGGCGCUCAUCCAGCUCGCCAAACUGGAGAACGAAGCAAUCCGCGAGCACUGCACUCUGGCACUGUCGAAUCUCUCAGGUCCUUCUCCUAAGGUCGAAUCGGGUGCGGUCUCUGCGUUUAUACAGCUACCGACGGGGCUCAUCCGCCCACCGCUCGUGUCCGGGGAAAGGCACAAACAGUUCGCUGUUCUACCGAAUUACACCAUCGAGAUCUCGCAGGAUUCGUCCCUGAAUGAACAAAAGUUCGAGGCUGAACUUGCAGCGAGCACGCCACCGCCUCCUCACUUACCCACCAUCGCGGCUGACCUGCUUGGCACUUCGACGAGG